Molecule: messenger RNA, 1017 nt
Organism: Durusdinium trenchii
Lineage: Eukaryota; Dinophyceae; Suessiales; Symbiodiniaceae
Source: the annotation of a GenBank genome assembly
AUGCCGCUUCCUCCCGUGGAUGAGCUCUCUGCGUCUGCGUCAGAUGCAGAAUCUCAAGCAGAGCGUGAUCUGGGUGCUCAUGACCUUAUGGGUCGACGCCGCCGCGUCCGCCGGCGAAUCCUGAAGAAGAAGAGGGUCCCUUGUUGGCGGCAGAAAGGGGACGCCUUGACGAAAACGUUGUCAAUCUUGGUGCAGAAGAAGUGCGGUUCUGCGCGUUGCAAGCGGCUUUAUGAUGCCGCGAAGGCAAAGGCCAAUGGGCCACCAGUCGACCUGAGGUACUUACAGGUGCCUCAUGCAAGAGUGACAGGAGAUUCGGCUAGUUCAAAGAUAGUGUCGUACCUUCACAGUCUGUACGAGUCAGUAGCUGAGACGUUGCCAGAUGCUCGCGACGACCCGGCGAUCUUUUCUGCAGAUCUGGUCAGCCCUGGUGAGAUCGACGAGUAUGCUGUGGACUUAGUUCAAGAUGAACGUGCCGCUGUAGAUCGGAAACGGAAGCGUUUCAAGUCUUUGACAGUCAAUACUGAAAGGUUGAAGCAAUUUGAGUUGCGAUAUCUACCACCGGGGUGCAUGCGCGACCACUACGAGGGCAUGAAGGCGGUGGCAGAUAUGGAAUCUGUAUCGUUCAGCACGUUCUGGAGGACGUGGCACGAGCAGUUGUUGGUGGCGUUAACGUCGCAUUGCAUCGUGGCCAGCGCUACGCUUGCGAGCUUGCGCACAGGCCACAGCCACGAGGACGUGGACCAGUGUUUUGGGUCGCUAGGAAAGUUUGUUGUUCGCCAUGCGAGAACCGUCGAGACACCGCAGCAGUUUGCUGAUGUCGUGCAAAAGUUUUGCCAUGGGGCAGCGCGCCCCUAUGAGAAGGAAAGGUUGGUCUUCAUUUUGGACCAACACCGGGACUGGAAAGGCUCUCUUGUUGAAGCAGUCCCGGUGGCUCUACGAGGAAUCGGAGGACCUGGAGCUCCUCAUUGGUUUGAGUUUCAUCGGCGUGAGACCCUGGGUUUCUUGCGCAAACAUUAA